AUGGCACCAGAGAGUUCUGCUAAAAUCAAACAUUUCAAACCAUACUUCUCUCCAGCUGAGGUCGAACGGCUGUCUACCAAACAACGGGGCAAAUUGAGUGUAUCGCGAGAAGAGAAAGUGAGGUUACAGGCAUGCGGGUUCAUUGAGGGUGUGGGGGUGAGGUGUGGGUUUCCAAGAAAGACCAUCUCAACAGCUCAAACUCUGUACAUGCGGUUCCAUCUAUUCUUCCCCUACAAAGAUUUUAAUCAUAUCGACGUUUGUCUUUCCGUUCUACACGUUUCUGCAAAACUCCACGAUACUCUCAAGAAACCCCGCGAUAUCAUUCUCGCCUCAUACGCAAUCCGAUAUCCUCAUCUGGUGAAGAAAGGUCAAGUGGACGCUUCAUCUGUCGACCCUCGAGUGAUAGAAGAAGAACGCAAGAAAGUAUUAGGGAUUGAGAGGUUAGUCUUGGAGACGAUGUGUUUCAAAUUUGAGGUGGAUGAAGUGGGACCUUAUGUUUUGAAACUGUCACGGAGAUUGAGACUGGAUAGGAAAGCUUGUAAGGCAGCCUGGUCCAUCGCGGUCGACUGUCAUCGUACGCCAGCCCCACUCAGCUUCCCUCCACACCUUAUCGCGUUGGGUUCGAUAUAUGUCGCAGCUCUGUUAUCUCUCGAAUCACCAGUGCCUCUUUCAAACUCCGAUACCGAAAAUCGGCCUGUUGUAGAGUCAGGAACAUGGGAAUAUGUCGUGGAGACUCUAUCAAAGUUGGGUUCGUGGGAGGAAGAGUUUUUCGCUUCAGCCAAUCAGGUCGAUGGUGAGUAA
Messenger RNA from Tremella mesenterica DSM 1558, 801 nucleotides. RefSeq lists its product as uncharacterized. The coding region runs from base 1 to 801 and encodes 266 amino acids. Gene Ontology annotation, molecular function: cyclin-dependent protein serine/threonine kinase activator activity. The transcript is spliced from 5 exons. NCBI's taxonomy places the organism in Eukaryota, Fungi, Basidiomycota, Tremellomycetes, Tremellales, Tremellaceae. Gene Ontology annotation, biological process: positive regulation of DNA-templated transcription, elongation; regulation of transcription by RNA polymerase II. Gene Ontology annotation, cellular component: nucleus; cyclin/CDK positive transcription elongation factor complex. The record is from RefSeq and is a predicted model, not a curated record.